AUGUUUGCGAUUGUCUUCCUGGUAUUGGUUCUAUUCAUUCUCAUUCUUGCUCCCAUCCUUGCCGAGGCGGCGCUAAACGACUCGGAAUUUUCUGUGAAUAGGAUGGAUAUUGUAGGGGAGAAUAUCAAGGACUGUGCUGCCAGUGCCGCCUUCUGCUUGGACACCAUACUCGUUUCUACUCUCUACAAUCCCUUGAUCUUUGGUGUGACGGUCGAGCCAUUCACUGCAUCAUUCUCGACUGAUGAAGCUGACCUUGGGUAUUCGUCCAUGCCCGCGGUAAAGGUGAAGGCGAGCUCCCAUACUGUAGUCAAUGAGACUGUUGUCGUAACAGUCUCUAACCGUAGUGAAUUCGAUCGUUUCUCAGCCGAUAUAAUCUCCAAGAUAAGUCACUAUGAGGGUAAAGCUGACAUGUAG
Messenger RNA from Perkinsus marinus ATCC 50983, 414 nucleotides. RefSeq lists its product as hypothetical. The record is from RefSeq and is a predicted model, not a curated record. The coding region runs from base 1 to 414 and encodes 137 amino acids. Lineage: Eukaryota; Perkinsozoa; Perkinsida; Perkinsidae. The transcript has a single exon.